Molecule: messenger RNA, 856 nt
Organism: Panicum virgatum (switchgrass)
Lineage: Eukaryota; Viridiplantae; Streptophyta; Magnoliopsida; Poales; Poaceae
Product: F-box protein At5g07610-like
Exons: 1
Coding region: 138-725 (195 amino acids)
Molecular function (GO): protein binding
Source: RefSeq, a predicted model, not a curated record
UUCCUCUAGUCGGGCUGGGCCGAAUUUCCCCGAGCACAUUUGGGGGGAAACCCUCCUUCUUCCAUCUCGCUUCUCAGUUCUCCCCACUCCGCAGCCGCAGCCGCCACUCACAGUCACAGCCGCGUCCGGUCGCUGCCAUGGCGGCGGGCUCCAAGGAGAGGAGGAGGAACCCCGCUACCCGCCUCACCGACGACCUCAUCGUGGAGAUCCUGUCGCGACUGCCCGUCAAGUCGAUCUGCCGCUUCAAGUGCGUCUCCAAGCACUGGGGUGGCCUCAUCUCCCACCCCGAGCACCGCAAGAGGCUGCCCCAGACCCUCGCCGGCUUCUUCUACCACACCACCAGCGACGAGCGCUUCCCCGAAUCGGCCCGCCACUUCACCAACGUCACGGGCAGGGGCACGCCGCUGAUCCGCCCCUCCCUCUCCUUCCUCCCGGGCUACGCCGACAUCGAAAUCUUGGAUUCCUGCAGCGGCCUCCUCCUAUGCCGCAGUUUGACGGCCGCGGGCGCCGUACGCUACGUCGUCUGCAACCCGGCUACCAAAGAAUGGGCGGCUCUGCCGGAGUCCAGACAGGCUGGGAAAAUCUGCGAUGCGCGGCUGGGGUUUGACCCGGCCAUCUCCCCCCACUUCCAUGUGUUCGAGUUCGUGGAGAGAGAGGAUGAAGACACUGAUGGCUACAUCAUCUUCGAUGGUAGUACGGCAAAAUCAAUUAAGUGCUACAACUGAUAAAGUAAUAAUGAUAAUAAGCAGGAUAUGUGAAUGAAAAUGAACAGAUCAAACAUGCAUUUAGAUUAACGAUGGAUGUUAUACAGACUAAAAUUUACAGGUACAUAUGAUUCCUAGAGAUACAGUUUUAA